Messenger RNA from Pistacia vera, 1463 nucleotides. Its product is annotated as probable WRKY transcription factor 48. The transcript has 3 exons. The record is from RefSeq and is a predicted model, not a curated record. Gene Ontology annotation, biological process: regulation of DNA-templated transcription. The coding region runs from base 164 to 1201 and encodes 345 amino acids. NCBI's taxonomy places the organism in Eukaryota, Viridiplantae, Streptophyta, Magnoliopsida, Sapindales, Anacardiaceae. Gene Ontology annotation, molecular function: DNA-binding transcription factor activity; sequence-specific DNA binding.
ACCAAACCAAAUUGAGUCUUAAACUCGAACUCAAAACUCAAAACUUAUAUCUCUCUUUUCUUCGGUUUUGGUUUUGUAAUAACGAGAGAGCUUGAAGAGAAAGAGAGAAGAAAACACAAACACUAAUGAAGAAGAAUAUCUGAGUUUGAUUGAUCAAAGCUGAAUGGAGAAGAAAGGUGAUGAUAAUUGUAUUGUGUCCAUGGCAAAUUCGACAUUUUCCGAUGAGAAUCCGGUGGCAAGUAAUUUUGCUUUACCAAGCAUCUUUGACAUGUCAUGUGAGGGAGAUUAUAAGUGGGGGUCUUUUGGGUUCGUGGAUUUGCUUAGUGCCCAUAACCAAGAUUUUGGUGGCGGUGUUUCUUUAUUCGAUUCUUUACCACACCCACCACCGAUUAAUUUGCAGCCACUACAACAACAGCAACAGGAACAGCACCAGCACAAGAAACCACUCCCUUCACCGGCCUCCACUGUACCGGAAUCUUCAGAGGUUUUGAACAACCCAGCUACUCCAAACUCUUCAUCGAUCUCUUCUUCAUCAAAUGAAGGUGCUAAUAAUGAAGACCAAACUAAUAACAAUAAUAAAGGUGGGGAUGAUGAAGAACAGGAUCAAGAUAAGACUAAGAAACAGUUGAAGCCCAAAAAGAAGAACCAAAAAAGGCAGAGAGAGCCGAGAUUUGCGUUCAUGACGAAGAGCGAAGUUGAUCACUUAGAUGACGGAUAUAGAUGGAGAAAGUACGGCCAAAAAGCAGUGAAAAACAGCCCUCAUCCAAGAAGCUACUAUCGUUGCACCAGUGCAGGAUGUGGUGUGAAAAAGAGAGUAGAGAGAUCGUCUGACGAUCAAACCAUUGUUGUGACAACUUAUGAAGGUCAACACAUACACCCAAGUCCAAUAACGCCUAGAGGAAAUAUUGGGAUUAUGGCUUCAGAUUCAGCUCGUUUUGGUGCUACUUCUGCUUCAUCUUUUGUCGUUCCCCAGCCUCAAUAUCUUCUAAAUCAACAUCAUCCCUUUAUAUAUACCUCCUCACCUUCUCUCAACAUCACCUCUACUACUACUCCUUCUACUUUCAAUAAUCCUUCAUUUUCCCGCUUUAUUAAUCAAGAGAAACGUAUUAGUACUCCUUCGCCAGCUGCGUUGCUCAGAGACCACGGGCUUCUUCAGGACAUAGUGCCAUCACAGAUGCGCAAUGAGAACGAUGAGAAUUAGUAUUAUUUAUAUAUUGAUCUGAUCUUAUUGUACUGGUAUGUAGUUCUCUAACAUAACCCACUUCCUUCACCACCUCGAUCGUAGACAGACAUUUCAGAUUGUCUCAAUUGGGAAAUGACCAGUCCAUGGAGAACUGGUUUUGUACUUGUGAAUUUCUAUGUUUAUUCUUUCUUUGUAUCUAGAGAUGAGACUAUCCAGAUGUGGAGUUAAUGGGUUUUGUAUCUUCCAUUUUACUUCAGUUACUAUUUCCUCUUUUCGCUUA